AUGGUUGUUUAUAGUUGGUCCACAGCCCCAGAAAAGGUCAUGGUCGACCUGAGCAUUCACUACACAUAUAUGCUCAUCCUUGGCGACAGCCAUGACGACGACCCCACAGAAAGCAUGAAGGCUUUUUACAACACCAUAAUGGCCAGUCUACCUCAAGAGCACCCGUGGUGGCAAAUGGUGAAUAACCACCUCCCCCAGGUUCUUUGGCACUACGGCCCCUACUCUGGGAUGAAUACAAUUAGCCCAACAACAAACUUCCUCCAAGGCUGUUGGAUUGCGCACCACAACAUUAUGGGAUUCCCCGGGUCCUUGAAUAGCCCAAUAUUUCUGCGAAGAAUGAACGCACUGGGGCAAUGCGUUGGGCGUUCCAUUUUUCCCAAGCAAGAGUUCGACAAGAACGAGGUGUUUGCAGAAAUCGCAGCCACCAUUGCGGAGGUAGAAAACUGGAUUGCCUGUGCGAAUGACCUUCUGUCAUUCUAUGGGAGUUCGACGAGCUGCGUGACCAGACGAGCCCGGUCAAUAACAAGUGCCUCUCCUUCGAUACACACCCUUCCAUCCGCUAACCCCGCGGCCAAUACGCCUCCUUCAACGCUCCCUCAUAACAACAGUCCGCUAGCCACGCGGUCAAUACCUCUCCUUCGACGCACCUCUCCAUCCGCCAGCUAA
This is a messenger RNA of Penicillium verrucosum, 666 nucleotides long. RefSeq lists its product as uncharacterized. Lineage: Eukaryota; Fungi; Ascomycota; Eurotiomycetes; Eurotiales; Aspergillaceae. Gene Ontology annotation, molecular function: carbon-oxygen lyase activity, acting on phosphates. The transcript is spliced from 2 exons. The coding region runs from base 1 to 666 and encodes 221 amino acids. The record is from RefSeq and is a predicted model, not a curated record.